Messenger RNA from Poecilia latipinna (sailfin molly), 935 nucleotides. RefSeq names its product SFT2 domain containing 1 (gene sft2d1). NCBI's taxonomy places the organism in Eukaryota, Metazoa, Chordata, Actinopteri, Cyprinodontiformes, Poeciliidae. The transcript is spliced from 8 exons. Bases 402 to 887 code for a protein of 161 amino acids. The record is from RefSeq and is a predicted model, not a curated record. Gene Ontology annotation, cellular component: membrane. Gene Ontology annotation, biological process: vesicle-mediated transport.
AGGGUCAACAACAUGUCACUACAUUAUCUGAACAGUUUUCGACGAAACUGAAAAAAACUUCCCGCAAAUUCAUCUAAAGAAGGUUUUUCGCAACACCGUCAUUCUCCCGAGCACAACGAAAAAACAGCAGCAAACAGCUCUGAGGAAGUGUCGUUUAGUUGCUGUAAGCGUCUGGUCCGGGGUCUGUUAGCAAAACACUUCUUUGAGGAAACAGGUCUCAUAAUGACUCUCUUUAAACUGAUCCCCGGUCAGCUAGUUGAGGAGACGUUCAGGAAGCCAGGAAGUGUGUAAUGCUACUGAUGUCAGCGAUAGCAGUCAUUACGUACCGACGGACAGUGUUUAGUUUGGACAUUAGGACGUGAAUAUUUCUCCUAACAGGUUUACACAUUUGAGUUUUAGCGAUGGAUAAGCUUCGACGUGUGUUGAGCGGCCGGGAGGAUAACGAAGAACUCGGGCUAACUGCACAGGUUCUUGAUGGCAGCUCUCUCAGCUUCAGCACCAGGGUGAAAUGGUUUGUCAUAUGCUUUGCUGGAGGCAUCCUAUGCUCCAUACUCGGUUCAGCACUGCUCUUCCUUCCUGGUUCCGGCAUCAAGCUUUUUGCUGUCUUCUACACACUUGGAAAUAUUGCAGCUUUGUCCAGCACAUGUUUCUUGAUGGGACCAUUAAAACAACUGAAGAGGAUGUUUGAACCAACAAGACUCAUAGCAACCAUUAUUAUGCUGCUCUGCUUUGUCUUAACACUUUGUGCAGUGUUUUGGUGGCAUAAAAAGGGACUGGCAAUCAUCUUCUGUAUUCUGCAGUUUUUGGCAAUGACCUGGUAUAGCAUCUCUUACAUUCCUUUCGCCAGAGAUGCAGUGAUGAAGUGCUUCACCACCUGCCUGAAUUAAAGCUCUGGAUGCUGCAGUUUCCAUGAAAACUGGUCCCAACACGCAAAG